Chironomus riparius is the source of this 5135-nucleotide messenger RNA. The record is from the annotation of a GenBank genome assembly. NCBI's taxonomy places the organism in Eukaryota, Metazoa, Arthropoda, Insecta, Diptera, Chironomidae.
GCAAAUUUUCACAAGUUUACAUAUUAAGGAAAAUUACAUUAGAAUUUAUAAUUUUUAAAAAUAUUUUUGUUUUUGGCUAUUUAACACAAUUUCUAAUCAAUGGCUCAAACGUCUGCAGCAUCAUCGGUGCUCAAAUUGUAUCAACUUGUCAUAGAGGAUGUAGUUGCCAAUGUUCGUGAUGCAUUUUUGGACGAGGGAGUUGACGAACAAGUAUUACAGGAAAUGAAACAAAUAUGGACAAAUCGCUUGAUGGCAAGUAAAGCAGUGGAAGUCACUCCAGAACCUCAAGCUCCAACAUCAGGUCAACCUCCUCCACUCGCAAAUAAUCCAAAGUCUAAUGGAACAAAGUCAAAAAAGGCAUUGGCUGUAGAACAGAAGAACUCAUCGACAUCAGUAAAUGGAAGUUCGAAAAGUAACGUUCCUCCACUUGCAUCCACCGUACCAAAAAUGACACAACAUGCAAAGAAUCAACAACAAAUACCGGCGGUGAAAAAUGAACCAGAACAGCCUACAACAUCACAGCCAUCAACAGCGAAUUCACAGAAUGGUCCAUCAGCUAUGCAACAGACGGCGUUAGAUCCAAAAAAAUUGAUACCAAUACAAAUAACACUUCCACCUCAACCAAAUGAAGUAGAGAAUCGUGUCCUAACGAUAAAAGUACCCGCACUUGCUAUACAAGAGAAGCAGCUGCUUCCGCAACUCAUCACGAGUGAAAUAAUUACUUCUAUUAUGCCUCUGCAACCCAGUGUUGCAUCAGCUGUUCUCCAACAGCAUGUCACUUCUGUUUUAAAUUCUAUGUAUGGUGAAAAUCAAAUCAAAGUCAGUCGACAAGUUGAUGGAACGGCAGGCGACACAUCAGAUGAGGAUGGAAGCGAUAUAAGUGAUGAUCACUAUGAUGACGAUGAAGACGAUGUAGACGAAGAUGGAUCAGAUUUAAACGAAGUGGAAUUAGGUGCUGAAGAGGAGCCACUGAAUUCAGAAGACGAUGUAACAGAUGAAGAUGCUGCGGACUUGUUCGAAACAGACAAUGUUGUUGUGUGUCAGUACGAUAAGAGCAAUAGAAUGAACAACUGCAUAGCUAAUUUUACUCAUAACUCGACGUUGAAAUCCAAUAAAUUGUCAAGAUCUAAAUCGACAAUCAAAAUCUACAACAACACAGAAUUAGGAAUGAAAAGAAAGAAAAAUGAAUGUAUGAGUCAUCGAUUGAAUGAUCUAGCAAGACCGAAUGUUAGAAGAAUAAAAAGCAUUUUUGAAAAGCAGAAGAAGAAAUCAAAAUUUGACAUGAUUAAGGCUGAAAAGUUGUUAAAGCUUAUGAAUGAGCCACUAAAAAAGCCUCUUGAUGUAAAAAGAUGCAUAAAAGAAAUGAAAACUUAUAAUAUAAGUAAACAGGAACGUGUGACCUAUUCUACAGACAAAGAAUAUGAAAAAUGUAGACAGUAUCGUGAUUUUCAAUGCUUGAUUAAUAAAAAGGUCUUGCUAGAAAAUCGUCAAAAGGAUCCAUAUAACAGUUCCUUUAAGCCACAAAAAAAAUUAAUAAUUGACAAUAAUAAAAAGUCAAGAACAAAUUAUAAUGUCACCAACUUCAAGGUAUCGACGGAAAAGUAUAUUACGACAGAAGAAUUUGAACGACGUUGUAGGAAUGACAAUUUAAAGCCUUCAAUUUUUACAAACUUUAACAAAACGAAUGAGAAUUUUGUACUUAAAAAAUUAACAAUUGUCGAUGAUAAGAAAGCAUGUCAAAACUCUGAGGACCUUCGUAAUGUUCCUCGUUCAUUGUUUAUUAGCCGUGAUAAUAAUGACAAUAAAAGAACCACUUAUCAUGUUGAGAAAACGACAUUAAAAACUACAAGAGUCCCAAGAAUUACCACAACAAGUACUGAGAAUAAAGCUGUUACAAAUACCAAAACGACUCUUAAACAAACUAUAAUUGUUGAUCAGGAAAUGAGUUCAAAUGAAAUGCGACAAAAUGAAGCAAGCCUAGCAUUACGUCAAUACACCUUUGAUUCAGGCUUUAUAGAUAGACUGGAUGAACAAAAUAUGACAUCUUAUGUGUCAAAUCCAAAGAAAUCGACUGAAGUAACGUCACCUAAAGAUAUAAAUGAGGAUACAAAUCAUAGUGGAAUUAAAGAUUCAUUCCUCAAUCAAGUAUUAGAAAUUCCUGGCUUUUUGAUAGUAGAUUCUUCAGUAGAUCAUGAAGAUAAACAGUCAAUAGAAUUAAAUUCUAAUUUAAAUUUUCCAAACUCAACAAGUACUUCCAAUGAUGUUUCUAAUGUUGUUGGCAUGUCUACAAAAAGCCAAGAAAGCAGCACAAUGAAUAGUCAACUACAAGAGCAAUUCCAAGUUCAAAACUAUAGCUAUCCAGAUAUUUAUGAAAACUGUUCAAUUUCUUUGCUGUCUAAAAAUGAUUCAAGUAUCCUGAAACUGUCUAUGAAUUCAUCAGUUCUAGAGGGUCCACAAAAUUUUAUCGCUAAGCAAUCGUCCUUCAACAACAGUGCAAACAUUUCGGAUUUUGGGACGUUUGUAGCUAAACAAGAGGAAAAUUCUUCAAGGAACUUCUCACAAUUGCCUGUUAUUGCACUUCGUGACUUUAGUGGAUAUCACGACGUUGACAUUGACAAAGAUAAUGAAAUUUUAAUUCGUGUUACGAGCGCCAAUUUUGACAAGAUUUAUGUUAUAACAAAGAUUAGUGACAAAAUGAAUUUAAAUGAAUUUUGUAAAAGUCCGGUUUCGUCCAAGUCGAAGCUGUUCCUUUUAAACGGUUCAAAAGAAAAGAAAGAAAUUGAGAUUAAGAGGUUAGGAACAAACUCUUUAAAACAAUAUUGUGGUAAAGGAAAUCAAGGACGUGUUGAAGAUUAUAGUCAGAAUUCACUCUUAUCAAGCGUAAAUCAAGAGAAAUUUUCAGUACAAAAAAUAGAUAAAAUAUCUAAUAGUCUAGAGAGUAAAGGAAUUGACAUUCACGUGACAGAAAAUUCUGACAAAAAUUCAAACUUCACUGUUAUUAAGGAACAAGUACAUGUUACUCAUACAAAAAGGAAAUCACAAAACUGAAAAGAAAUGAACUUCCCCUCCGAAUCCUCAAGUAACAAUUCUCAUAUGAUCCUGAACAUGCGCACAUUAUUUUCAUAUGUCUCUUAUUCAUCGCUGACUAUUGAUUUUGAUAAAUACAAAUUAUUUGAUGCUGGUGAAUUAUUUUUGUUUUCAUUCUAUUCAGCUGGUGUCUGUUGUCUGCUUAUCAUCAAAUUCGAAGGGUGUUUGGUAGUUCCAUUAAAUAAUAAAGUAUUUAAAAAAAUUGCUUAAGUGAGCUUAUUGUAAAAAAAUAUUUAAAAUUCAAAGCCUUGAAAUUAGUGCAGCUAAAGUGAAGCAUAAGAAAUUCCAUUUUAGACUAUUAAAGAAUGAGUUAAAAAUAAACGAAAUAAAAGUGAAAACUUAAUGAAUGGAAAUAUUGCAAUUUAUUGUGCAUCGCUCAUUCUGCAUUUCACGUACAGCAGACAGAAACCCAUAAAAGUUCAGAACAUCCAUAAAAAAUUAUAUAUUUACAAGAUAUUUCAUGUCUGAUAUGUCUUCAUGUUUAUUGGUUUAAAAAAAAGCUAUAAAGUUGAAAUUAAAGUGUCACUAUGGAUCUCUAUAGUUUAUUGCUAUAAACUGCUAUAAACGAAAUUAAAGGGAAUAGUAACAGUAAUAUAUUAAUAUAAGAACGGAGAAAGACAAAAAGGAGAUUAAACUUCCAUUCAUACAUAAAACUAGUGUUUUUGUUUUUGUAUAAAACAUGGACUUCAGUGCCACAUAUAAAGUUCUUGUACUAGGCGACUCGAAUGUUGGAAAAACAUGUAUCGUUCAUAGAUAUUGUGAUGAGAGAUAUUAUGAUACUUACAUUAGUACGAUAGGAAUUGAUUUUAAACAAAAAUUGAUAAAUCUGGAUGGUGUACCGAUAAAACUGCAAAUAUGGGAUACUGCGGGACAGGAACGAUUUAGGACAUUAACGACUGCUUAUUAUAGGGGAGCAAUGGGGAUUUUAUUAAUGUAUGAUAUAACUAGCUUGGACUCGUUUAAUAAUCUUUCAUAUUGGCUUAGAAACAUACAGGAAAAUGCUGCACCGGAUGUCGUGAAAGUUUUGGCUGGAAACAAGUGUGAGUGCACUGCUGCUCAACGAGCUGUUGACAAAGAACGAGGAGAUAAGAUAGCUGAGAAUUUUGAUAUGCCAUUCUUUGAAGUUAGCUGCAAACAGAAUAUUAAUAUCGAGGAAUGCUUCCUUACACUUGCACGAAAGAUCCGAGAGCAGCGUGAGCAUAGAGGAGAAAAUUUUGACGAAGAAGAACAAUCAAAGAGCGGUAAUAUGAAAAGGAGCACAUCGAAUGGAUUAGGACCAUUUACAUUAGGCACGGCUUCCGACAGUGGAAGAUGUUCCUGCUAAAAACUAUGUCACAUGAAACGUGCAUUCAUAUCAAUGAAUUUAAGGAAUGAAGAGAGAUCAUCAAUUCAACAUAAAAAUUUUUCUACAAUAUAUUUAGACAUGAACAUGGUGAAAAUUAUCGCAUAAAUGGAAAUGAAUUCUUUUUUGGAAAAAUAUUAAACAAUAGUAGGAUGUGAGGAGAAAUUUUUUCGAUCGAGACAUGAAAAGAUAUACAAUUCAUAUAAUACAUUAUAGCUAAUGUGCUUGGCGUGACUGUUGCUUCAUUAACAUAAAAAUCAAGUUCAAGGAGUUGAAAACUCCAAGCUAUUAACGAUUUCUUUCAAACUGUCAAUGACAAUUCAUUUUGGAGUCGUUCGGAUAUUACGUAGUCCUGAAAGUUGUAAUUUUUGACUUUACGAGAUCAUUUAAAAAAAAUUGAUUCUAGGUCUCCUUAUUCUCCAUCACAAAUGCACGAAGGUUCACAUAGCUACAAACCCUUCUCUCGCACAAAGGUUGGACAUUAUUAUAAUAUUACUCAUUAAAACAUAAGCCAGAGGAAAGAAAAGGAUAGUAACGUAAAUUACGAACGACUCAAUUGAUAUCCAUAAUUUUACUUAUUUUGUUGUCAACGCCAAUUAAUGCCGAGCAUCGAAAGAAAUGUUUUGAUCUUAUUUUUUUACAUUUUUUUUGAACUGGUUUAAAUUCAAAGAAACUACUUAGUAGACAAUGUAUUUAAUACUCCAAU